GCAAGAAGCGGAGGAUGCAGAAAAAGCUCCGCCAAACAACAGUGCAGCUGCUCGGCGGCUUGUGAGGCUCCACACGGCAGCGCGGCGCUUGUUGCGGAUUACACCAUGAUUGCCACAACUCAACAAAACAUGACCACGGAUUUGGACCUGGGGAGUUCAGACGGUCCGCCGAGGAACUGGAAAGGCAUCGGGAUCGCCAUGGUGGUGAUCCUGGCCGUCAUGUCCCUGGUCAUCCUCUCCGUCGUCAUCCUCACGCCCGACGAGUCUCACUUGUUGCUCCACUCCCAUGUGACCAUGGAGGAUCUGGAGAGUGAAGAGUUCAAAGUUCACGAUCCCUGUGCGGCGUGGUUGAACGAGAACGAAGUGGUGCUGCGCACCAGAGAGGGACAUGUCCUGACAUUCACCCUCAGCAGCAACCUGACCGCAACGCUGCUGGACAACAGCUCUCUGGACCUGACCUCAUCUAAAUUCCAGGUGUCUGCAGACAAGAGGUUUGUCCUCUUGGCGUACAACAUCCAACCGGUGUUUUCUCAGUCCUUCACAGCCUCCUAUGCUAUCUACAGUGUGGCUAAUGGGAAUCUGCUGGAGCUUAGCCCUCCCGAGAGGGAGAUGACAGAGUUGCAGUACGCUUCUUGGGGACCCCAGGGUAAUCAGCUGGCCUUUGUGUUUGACGGAGACAUCUACUACAAGCCCAGCGUGACGGGCGACUCGCUGCGUCUCACGUCCACUGACGAGGACCAGAAGGUUCUGAACGGACUCUCUGACUGGACCUACGAAGAGGAGGUGCUUCUGACAUAUGCUGCCCACUGGUGGUCAAUGGAUGGUGCCCGACUUGCGUAUCUCCGCAUCAACAACUCCGUGACGCCUGUGAUGGAAAUACCUCACUUCCUAGGAGGCCUCUAUCCUUCCAAUAUGAUAUUUCCGUACCCAAAGGCUGGUUCCAGUAUCCCAUCAGUCAGUCUGUUUGUAGUGAACCUUUACGGUCCAGCUCACACUCUGGAGAUGCUGCCUCCCGACUCCCUCAGGUCCAGGGAAAACUACAUCUCCAUGGUGAGCUGGAUCAGCAGCACCCGGCUCGCGGUUCGCUGGCUGAACCGUGCCCAGAACCAAUCAGUGCUCUGCGUGUGCGAGGCCACCACGGGGGCAUGCUCAGAGAAACAUAAAAUGGCCAUGGACAUGAUGCAGAACCAGCGACAGGACUUGCCUUUGUUUACGUCAGACGGCUCCAUGUUCUAUACGAUACUUCCAGCAAAGCAAGGCGCUCGUGGAGAGUUUCACCACAUUGCUGGUCUGACAGUUCAGCCUGCCAUCCCCUCUGUCCCGCCUCGCUUCUUGACAUCAGGGAGCUGGGAUGUCACCUUGCUCUGCGCCUUAGACGAGAAGGCUGGAAAGAUCUACUUUCUGAGCACAGAAGUAUCGAGAGAGAGCAGACACCUUUACAGUGUGGAUUUGAAUGGAGCGUUUCAGCGUCAUUGCAUCUCCUGCGGCCUCGUCGACGGAUGCGGAUUCUUCAAAGCCGUUUUCAGCCCAAAUCGAACCCACUUCAUCCUCUACUGCCUGGGCCCAGGAAUCCCUAAAGUCACAGUACACAGUAUGAAGGACCCAACCAGUUAUGUUGUCUUGGAGGAUAACAACUUGCUGUCUGCAGCUCUGGAGGACAAGAGGCUCCCUGAGAGUCUGUUCAGGACAGUCCAAGCAGACAACCACGAUCUGCACCUGAAGAUGACGCUGCCUCUGGGCUACGAGGCCAACCUGCUCCCGCUCCUCAUUAUUGUCGACGGCACGCCCGGCAGCCAGACUGUGACGGAGGAGUUUUCUCUCGGCUGGCCUCAGGUCCUCUGCAGCACUCACGGCGUGGCUUUGGCCUGGGUGGACGGCCGCAGCGGCGUCGGCCGUGGCCAGAAGACCGUCGCCGUUGACCCCCGGAAACUCGGCUCACUGAGAGUCAAAGACUAUCUUGGAGUUGUAGAGUUGUUAAUGCAGCUUCCUUACGUUGACGAUCGGAGAAUAGCCCUAUAUGGAAAGGCACUCGGAGGUUAUUUAGUGCUCAAAAUGUUAGCUGCAACCGACAAUCUCUUUCAAUGCUCUGCAGCUGUAGCACCAAUAACAGAUUUCAGGCUUUACAGUGCAGCUUUUUCUGAAAGGUAUCUUGGGUUUCCAGCAAAGGAGGAGCAUGCUUAUACGACUGCAUCUGUCCUUGAAGAAGUCAACAAACUAAAAGAGGAGAACUUCCUCAUUGUGCACGGAACUGCAGAUGCGAGGAUCCACUUCCAGCACAGUGCUGAGCUACUAAGCCGCUUGGUGAAGGUGGAGGCCAACUACUCCCUGCAGCUGUACCCAGAUGAGGGCCACGUCCUGAGAGAGCCCCGCAGUGUCAGACAUUUCCAGCGGACUGUAGUGAACUACCUCCAAAACUGCCUGAAACACAGCGCCCGUCCAGACGCCCCAGAGGAAGAAGAAGAGGAAGACGACUGAGCCCAGGGGCCUUCGUCUCUUCCUCCGGAAGGACUCAUGUUGAGGACUGGAUGCAUCGUUAUGCAUUUCAUUGGGUCAGGUCACCAGGAAUUAGAGCAGAGGAGUGGGGACCAAAAGCAUCAGAUCACCUUCUGGAAAAAAUGUUGUACUGUACGACAUGAUGUUGCACACAAUUAGUUCAGCCGUUUUGUUGUAUGUUUUGAGGAAGAGUUUGUUUACAAAAUUCACUUGAGACGAUGUGGAGGAGACUGCCACUGACUCAAAACGUUUACAAAGAUUAUAAAGCAUGCAUGUCAUAACGGCUGCAUGAUGCUGAUUAUUGUAUAUUGAGCCUUUUUUUUCAAAGACUUUUGUUUUUGUCUUCAUAAUUUACAGAUGAGGUCUCUAUUUAGGUCAGAUUUUGAGAUCCGCUGUGCUUCAACUUUUAGAUGCAUUCUUGCUUCAGCACUCCUCAAUCAGGACCUUUUAUGCAAAAUUUACUUUUUGCACGAUUUGGUCUUUUAUCUGGGUCUCUCCUGCUUCAAAAACAGCAAAAAAUAAACCCAUCCAAACGUUUUCCAGCAAUAAGCAAAUUUUUUUUUGGUGUUUGGAAAACAAGGCGUUUCAAAAACGUUCUGGUUAUGACAUCACAGUUGACGGUACUGCCCUGUUAUUUAGCAACGAAAGGGGAUAUGCACUCACUUCGUUAUCAGACAAUGAAAAUCUUCAGUCAGCUGGUUUCACUCCUGAAUGCUCUCUGCAAUGGCUACUGGAAAAGACAAGAGUAUUGUUGAAAUUGCAUGUUUUCACUUGUAUAAAGUGCAAGUCUAAAUAUUGGGGGCGUGGCCAGCAGCAGUUAAUUUGCAUAAAAGUGACAGAGCCAUAAAACAACACAUUUUGCAUGGAGCUCAAAAUAGGCAGAACUGAGCAGGUGAAAUCUCACUCAGAAUAAUUUUAUGCAAAAAAAAAUGUAAAGAACAUUUUUUGCACAAUUUAGCUACUUUACUUUGAAAGGAAGCAGAAUAAGUCCCCUUUAAAUUACUGCCUCGCUGUGAAAUCAAGUUCUGCAGAGGUCCAGUGAUGAGGCCCAGUACUGAAACUCGUAUGCAUCUAAAAGUUGCCAGUCAAUAACUCUGGAAGAGUUGGCUUAGAGUGUGCCAAACCUGCUGAGUGAGUGCUGUUGAAGGUAGAAACUGACUGCAUAAAAGAAACAUCUUGACACAAAACUAAAUAUUUGGGAUGGUUACUAGAUAAAUGAAUGCAAAUCCAAAACUUUAGAAAAAGCAUAAUUGGUACUUAGGUGCUAGCCUGCUGAUAGUCAGGAAGGACACUGGUCUGUUUAUAACCUGCAUGAUCUCAGAUUACAGUCUGAGUUAUGGUUGCAUCCCUAUGGAUUAGAUUGUUAUCAAAAAGUAAUUUCAGUGAUUCAAUUCAAAAAGUGAAACUCACACAGAUUUACUGCAGAUUUUGGGCUUUGUUAAACAUUGUGGAUUAACACCCAUAGUUGUCAUGACUCACACCAGUAAUUCUUUUUUCUAGAACAGUUUUUCCUUCCACUCAAUUUUUAAAUGACAUGUUUGGAUACAACACUGUGAACAGCCACCUUGUUUAGCAUUGACCUUUGGUGACUUACACUCCUUGAGGAGGAACUUAAUGAAAAUCUACUGGACAUCUGUCAAUGUAUGUAUUACAUGUGAUUAUAGAGACAAUGACGUGAUUUUUACAUAAAUUAAUGUUUUAAAAAUCAUUUUUUACUGGUCUCACGUUGCAGUCUUGAGAUUUGCAUUAUCUGUAAACCACAAUUACCUUAAUAAACAGAGAUUAGAUGUUGAAAUAAAUCACUGUGUAUAGUGAAUCGAUACAAAGUAUGAGUUUCACCUUUUUCAUUUGAAUAACUGAAAUAAAUCAACUAUAUUCUAAUUUAUCGAGAUACACAUUUUCUUUUUCAAUUUUUACAGUCUGUCGCUGAAUCAAAAAGUGUUGCAUUAAGAAUAAAGACCAUUCUAAAUGUGCCAAAUAUAUUUUACAGAUGUUGUCUUCUGGUUUUGUUUGCAUUGUGUGAAUAACAAUGAAUAUGCAACAGAGACUAUUUAUUUAUACCAGGCUCCAGUUCAAAAGUGAGUGUAAGUUACAAGAAUGUUUACGUGUCUGUGCACUGUAUCUAAAAGUAUUAUUUCUGUUUUGAUACAUUGUGGCAUUUUAACCAUCUAUUGUGUAAUGCAGGAUUAAAUUAUUUCUUUGGAAAAAGUGUUCAGGCUUUAUGUCAAAACUUUGAUCCAACUACCAGGAGUGCAUGUUGACAAGAACUCAGAUGAAUCCAGAACAUCAACAACUCCAUUUUCACUCUAAAAUAGAGCUGGACAUUUUGGUCUUGAAUCGUUAAAAAUAUUUCUUGAUUGUUGUUAUGCUGGUAGUCUCAUUGAACCAUUGAUGGGAUGAAUAUUGAGAA
Messenger RNA from Poeciliopsis prolifica (blackstripe livebearer), 4903 nucleotides. Its product is annotated as inactive dipeptidyl peptidase 10. The coding region runs from base 106 to 2475 and encodes 789 amino acids. The record is from RefSeq and is a predicted model, not a curated record. Lineage: Eukaryota; Metazoa; Chordata; Actinopteri; Cyprinodontiformes; Poeciliidae. The transcript is spliced from 25 exons. Gene Ontology annotation, biological process: proteolysis. Gene Ontology annotation, molecular function: dipeptidyl-peptidase activity; serine-type peptidase activity.